Messenger RNA from Aspergillus eucalypticola CBS 122712, 1578 nucleotides. RefSeq lists its product as uncharacterized. Lineage: Eukaryota; Fungi; Ascomycota; Eurotiomycetes; Eurotiales; Aspergillaceae. The transcript has 2 exons. Bases 1 to 1578 code for a protein of 525 amino acids. The record is from RefSeq and is a predicted model, not a curated record.
AUGGAACCCAAGGUGAUCUUAGAGAUCCCCCUAGAUAUCUCGCAACAAAACCUAGUCGAUCUCUCCAAAAUUGGUUCGCCCGAGAAAUUUCGCCUCGUCGAAUGCGCAGCUCUAAUUAGCAAUCAAGACCCCAUCCUCCGAAUUGUACAGUACGAAAAUUUCAAAUUUGGCAACCGACCGCCAGCUGCCUACGCGGCAAUCUCGUAUAUCUGGCAAGGAAACCGCACCGAUUCGCUCUCAGGCACAAUCGUUUAUCAAAUCAUACAACAGGCAUGCAUUGCGUGCAAGCGUCGUCGAUUAGAUUAUAUCUGGCUUGACAGACUCUGUAUAAUGCAAACUGAUAGCAACGACAAGGCAUGGCAAAUCCAGAGGAUGUUCGGUAUUUACAAAACGGGGCUCCCGCUGGUUUUGCCCGGUGGCCUCAUGAAGCUGGUGCGCUUAGAUGAAGAGACAGACUGGAUCCUGCGCGCUUGGACGUUGCAAGAGGCAAUUGUGUCCGAAGCUUAUGUGCUUGUUUCGGCAGAGGGCCUUCAUAUUCCUCUCGAAAGACCCUUGGUUGAUUUGAUAGUAUAUGACGACCCCCGACGCUGCAUGUGUCGUGUGGAGUCUGUCGUACCUGAUAUGUCUGCCUUUUGCAGACUCGCGGACCUCCUCCAAGUCAUUCGCCGAGGGUCAGGGGAGGCUAUUUGCCAAAUGAACGCCAACGCAGAAACAACAGUGAUGCAUUUGAGAAUUUUUGGAAACUACCAAACGCGGAAGAGGGAGAUCACUGCCUUUGCAGACGCUACACAAACAAUCUGGAACGGGUCAAACUGGUCACGACACUCCCUCUGGCAAUCUUCCUUCUUCAGAACUUCCAAGCGACCGGUUGACAUGGUAUUCAGCAUCAUGGGCCUCUUCGGGGUCUCCCUCAAUCCUAAAGAAUUCACGUCAACGGACCGCAUUCGUGCAACCAUAGCUCUUGCACAGGAGUACUUGAAGAGAAGCAACAAAGCCGACUGGUUGAUCGCCGGUUGGAAGGAGCCCCCAGAUAGGCGUCUUUCGUCUUUCCCGGAGCUCCCGGAAACAUCCGCAUCCACGGCUCCACAGUUUUCCACGGAGAAAGAUGACAUAUCGAAUGAACCUGACACGUCUCCCUAUGAUAUCCGGCACCGCUUUGACAGUAGUUGGGUCCCCGGUGGCAGAAUGGACGAUGAGGGCUACUUCUACUUUACAACCAAGGCUGUGCGAGUGGCCAGCAACGCUCUGGAAACAUGCCAGGCGUCUCCAUGUUCGAAUCAGCCUCAAGCAACCCCGUCUGGGUUACUUAGGGCACUGGACGGGAGCCUUUGGGAGCCACAAACAGGUGAAGCUUUGCCGGAGCAACGUGGCCCUUGCCACUCCAGCCAAGGCCGAGAACUGUUUGCAGCUGUGGUGAGCCUUGGCUUUGGUCAGGGCUAUACCAGGCACGCGAAGGCUGUUUUACUGGAAGAACAUACACCAGGAAAGUUCCAUAGGCUUCCGAUAUUCUUCGAAUUGGCACAGCAUACGUUGGAGGAAUGGAGGGACAUGGAUCUUAAUAUGGGGCCGGUUCGAUAG